AGUGACAAAACCCUAAACACAUCGCUGACACCAGGCCGUGGAUCCGGGAAUUCCGGCAGUGCCGAGCCCGUUCCCGUGUGAGCCCGGUGCGGCCGAUGCGCUCCUCCCGUCCUCCCGGAGCGCUCAUCCCGCCGCCUUUGCCCAGCCCGUGCCGUUCCUUAGGAAGCGCCGAAAAUUCCUUCGGUGCUGCGGCCCUUGGUGAAGCCUCUAGAUCAAAAUUCCUGUGCCCUCCCCGAGCUCUGAGCGCCACGUUCCCUUGUAACCCCGAUCCUCCUGGUGCCAGGCUCCCGCAUCUGCUGCCUCCCGCCUGGGGCCGGGGUGAGCCGCAGGAUGCUCUGCCCGUCCCUCCGUGCUGCCUGACAACUGAAACCUCCCCCCGGGGCCGAUUGGGUUACGGUGCCUGGCUGGAAUUUGCCAGAGAAACUCGUCCGCGUCACCGAUCCAAAGGCUCCCAAACUGCUGGGAUGGUUUUCCCAGCCCUGGGUCCCGCUGUGCCGCUGGCUGGAGCUCGGACAGCACAGUCGCAGCCAUGCCGGCAACCAACCAGGGCUGGCCCGAGUCCUUCGGGUUCCGGAUAAGCGGCUCGGGGCCGUGUUACAUCCUGUGGGUGCAGGAGGGCAGCAGCGCGGCGCUGGCGGGGCUGCGCCCCGGGGACCAAGUGCUGGAGAUCGAGGGCCAGCCCGUGUCCUCCCUGGGCUGCGAGGCGCUGCUGGGGCUGGCCCGGAGCUGCUGCAAUGUCCCCCCCAGCAUCGGCGUGGUGUCCCGGCUGCAGCACGCCAGCAUCCCGCCCGGGCCCCGGGGCUGCUUCGGCUUCGAGCUGGCGAGCGAGAGCCCCCCGCGAGUGGCCAGCGUGAGCCCCGAGUCCCCCGCCGCGGCCUGCGGGCUGGAGCCGGGGGAUUUCGUGCUGGAGGUGGACGGGACGGCGGUGGAGCUGGCGGAGGAGGCGGCAGCGCUGGUGGGGUCGUGCCGCGGGCGGUGCCUGCGCCUGGCGCUGCUGCGGCCGCAGCGAGGGGACCCCGCCGGGCACCCCGGAGCCAACCCCGGCACCGCCCGGAGGGACAGGAGGCACAAGGCGCAGGAAUUCAGCAGGAAGGUGGACGCCAUCCUCGGGGACCAGCCGCAGCUGAAGGAGAAGGUGUUCACCGUGCUGAAGCAGUACGCGGCCGAGAGGAGGGUGGAGUGCCUGGCCCACGCCCUGUGCAUGGUGCUCACCCAGGAGUCCCACCAGCACCUCAUCGACAGCAUCAGGAUUUUCAUCCCCAAGAAGCACCGGCAGCGCUUUGACGAGGUGGUGUCGCAGAGCCUGAUCAGCAAGCUGUGCCGCUCCAAGAGCGAGCACAGCAAUCGCCUGCGCCGCAGCCGCAGCGAGGACCACCAGGAGCGGCUGCUCGUGUCCACCCGGGCCAGCUCCGUGCCCCGCAGCCACGAGGAGCUCAGCAAGAGCCUCCGCAAAACCACCUCGCUCGUCAGCAGCAAUGUGGCCUCGGGGGCUGCCCGCAGAACAGUGCGAGUUUAUAAAGGCAACAGGAGCUUUGGCUUCACACUCCGUGGCCAUGCCCCAGUGUGGAUCGAGUCUGUCCUGCCAGGGAGCCCGGCGGAGAAGGCUGCUCUCAAGGCUGGAGACAGGAUCCUGUUCCUCAACGGCCUGGACAUGAGGAACUGCUCCCAUGACAAGGUGGUGUCGAUGCUGCAGGGCAGCGGGGCCAUGCCCACCUUGGUGGUGGAGGAGGGCAUCGUCAGCUUCUCCAACGACUCUGACUCUGCCGAGUGCCCGAGCAGCUCCUCGGCCCUCACCUCCCUGCAGUGGGUUGCAGAGAUUCUCCCCUCUAGCAUCAAGAUCCAAGGAAGGACGUUCACGCAGCAGCUGGAGCACCUGCUGACCCCGCCCGAGCGUUUCACCAUCUGCAAGGCGCUGGAGGGCUUCUUCCAACAUCGGAACAUUGACACUCUCAUUGUGGAUGUGUUCCCGGUGCUGGACACACCGGCCAAGCAAGUCCUCUGGCAGUUUAUCUACCAGCUGCUGACCUACGAGGAGCAGGAGCACUGCCAGCAAAAGAUUGACAGGUUUCUGGGGUACAAGGCCUUGGCAGCUGAGGCAGAGGCUGAGGAUCGGUACCGCAGCUCCGUCCGAGGGGCCUCCCUGUGCCGGGGCAGCCUCCGGACCCCCCGCCCUGAGGAGGGGGCAGCAGGCAGUGACACCGUGGAGGUCCCCGUUCGCCUGAUCCCUGGGGAGAGACAGGCUGGUGAUGGCACGUCCCUCCCGGAGACACCCAACCCCAAAAUGAUGUCGGCUGUGUACGCAGAGCUGGAGAACCGCCUGAUCGGGGGCUUUGCUGGCAAGAUGGGCAACGCUGCCCUGCACAGGAGCUCCCCCCCCGCCCCGGAGCUGCCGCACGCUGCAGUGCAGCCGCUGCCUGGGAAGCUCCCUUGUCCCUCUGCUCCUUGUCGCGGUGCCCGGGGCUGCAGGACGCCCCUGCAGCAGCCUCGGCUCUGUCCCGCAGGUGGCCGCAAGCCGGGGCUGGCGUGGCCGAGCGAGCCACUGGCGACCCAGCCCUGUUACUACCGGCUGCACAGCAGCGUGGCCUCCCCGUGCAGCACCGAGUCCAACCCGUACGUGAGCCUGGACAGCAGCCCGGCCCCGUCGCCCAAGCACGGCGAGUACUCGCCACUGUCGCGGAGGAAGAAGCUCUUCACGUUCUCCAGGCCCCCCCGCAGCCGCGACACCGACCGGUUCCUGGACGCCCUCAGCGAGCAGCUGGGACACCGGGUCACCAUCGUGGAUGAUUUCCUCACCCCUGAGAACGACUACGAGGAGAUGAGUUUCCAGGAUGACCAGGGCAGUUACGUGACCAACGAUGUCAGCAGCAGCGAGUACAUCAGCAGCAGCGACGAGGGCAGCUCGCUGACCUACUCCACGCUCUCGGACCACAUCCCCCCUCCUCCGCUCAGCCCCCCGCCCCCGCCGCCCCCCCUGCAGUUCCACGACCCCCAGACCGGCCCCAGCAAGGCGGAGGCCACCAAGGCCAGCUCGGGACCGGUCCCCAAAGCCCUGGUGAGCCACCUGCACCCCAUCCCUCCUCCUCCUCCUCCGCCGCCGCCGCCCCCCGUGCCCUGCGCGCCCCCCCUGCACCGGGGGCUGCUGCACCGCAGGAGCGACUCCAACCACAUGAGCGUCAAGAGACUGCGCUGGGAGCAGGUGGAGAACUCGGAGGGGACCAUCUGGGGACAGCUCGGGGAAGACUCGGAUUACGACAAGCUGAGUGAUAUGGUCAAAUACCUCGACCUGGAGCUGCACUUCGGGACUCAGAAACCCACGAUUUCUCUUCCAGAGCCAACUCUCAUGCCUGAAAACUUUAAAAAGAAAGACGUGGUUGAAAUUUUGUCCCACAAAAAGGCCUACAACACAUUCCUGCCCCAGAUGCUGGCUGUACCCGAGUACAAGAUCCGCCUGCGCAGCCUGCACUUCAAAACCACCCUGCAGGAGAAGACCGAGGAGAUCAAGGCCAGCUACGAGUGCAUUUGCAAGGCCUCCCUAGAGCUGAAAAGCAGCAAGAAGCUGGCGAAGAUCCUGGAGUUCGUGCUGGCCAUGGGAAAUUACCUGAACAACGGGCAGCCCAAGACCAGCAAAACCACGGGAUUUAAAAUCAACUUCCUCACCGAGCUGAACACCACCAAGACUGUGGAUGGGAAAUCCACCUUCCUGCACAUUCUUGCCAAAUCCCUCAGCCAACACUUCCCAGAGCUCCUGGGCUUUGCCAAGGAUCUUCCGACAGUGCCGCUCGCCGCCAAAGUGAACCAGAGGACGCUGACAGCCGAGCUGAAGGAGCUGCACAGCACGGUGGGUGACAUCCAGAAGGCGUGUCACAGCAUGCCGCCCACCGCCGAGGACAGGUUUGCCAUUGUCAUGAGCUCCUUCCUGGAGAGCGCCCAGCCCGCCAUGCGCUCCCUGGACGAGCUGCAGCACAAGGCCAUGGAGGAGUUCAGCAAGGUGCUCUCCUUCUUCGGGGAAGACUCAAAAAUGACAACCUCCGAAGCCUUCUUCGGCAUUUUUGCAGAGUUCAUGAGCAAGUUUGAGCGGGCUCUCAGUGACGUGCAGGGGGGCGAGAGCCAGCGCAGCCCCAGGAUGACCUCUCCCCUGGCCUGGUGACGGCCCGUGGCCACCUGAGGUGCAGCAAUUCAUUGCCAACAAAGUGCAAUUUGCUCCUGUCCAGUCUGGUUGUAAAUACGCUGCUGCCACCUGCUACCACCCAGCAGAGUCACAGACAGAGGGGUCGGGGCAGGUGGACACUGAGAAGGCACCGCAGGUGACAGAGGGUGACGUGAGGGUGACACGAAGAUGAACCCUGCACUGCUCCUGGCAGAGCUUCCUUAGCACCCUCCAUCUCCAGGGGAUCACUGAGCCAAGGGCUUCGCUUCCAUCUGGUAAAACCCCUCUGUCCCGUGUUUCCCAAACACCUGGAGCUGGCAGCAGCAGCUGCUGGAGACCUGCACACCCACCACAGCCCUGUGUCCCACCCCUGGCUGUCUCUCAGCUGUCUGGAUGUCCCCAGGAGGGAGGGACAGCAUCCCCCGGCC
Molecule: messenger RNA, 4575 nt
Organism: Parus major (Great Tit)
Lineage: Eukaryota; Metazoa; Chordata; Aves; Passeriformes; Paridae
Gene: GRID2IP
Product: Grid2 interacting protein
Exons: 22
Coding region: 530-4147 (1205 amino acids)
Molecular function (GO): protein binding
Source: RefSeq, a predicted model, not a curated record